Messenger RNA from Brassica oleracea var. oleracea, 503 nucleotides. RefSeq lists its product as uncharacterized. Gene Ontology annotation, cellular component: RNA polymerase II transcription regulator complex. Gene Ontology annotation, biological process: regulation of transcription by RNA polymerase II. Bases 21 to 503 code for a protein of 160 amino acids. The transcript is spliced from 3 exons. Lineage: Eukaryota; Viridiplantae; Streptophyta; Magnoliopsida; Brassicales; Brassicaceae. Gene Ontology annotation, molecular function: DNA-binding transcription factor activity, RNA polymerase II-specific; protein dimerization activity; RNA polymerase II transcription regulatory region sequence-specific DNA binding. The record is from RefSeq and is a predicted model, not a curated record.
UUAAAAGAGAAGAAAAAAGAAUGGAGAGGGAAAAAGAAAUAGGAGAAGGAAGCUCAUUGUCGUUGAGGGAAAAACGAAACCUCAGGGAGAAAGAGCGACGAAUGCGUAUGAAAGAUCUAUUCUGUUUACUCUCUUCCCAUGUUUCUCCCACUCGUAGGUUACCAGUGCCCCAACUUAUAGAUCAAGCGACAUCGUACAUGAUCCAGUUGAAAGAGAAAGUAACGUAUUUAAAGGAGAAGAAAAAAACAUUGCUAGAAGGAGAAGUCGGGUGUCGCUCAGAACGAUCGUCGUCGUCUCUUUUGCCAAAACUCAGUAUCCAUUCACGGGGUUCGAUCAUAGAGAUGAACCUGAUUAUCAGUGUUAACAUGAAAAGAUUAACGUUACACGAGCUCUUGGGAGUUUUUGAAGAAGAAGGAGCUCAAGUUAUGAGUGCUAAUCUCCAGAACUUGAAUGAUAGGACCGCUUAUACAAUCAUCGCCCAGGCAAUCAUUUUUUUUUGCUAA